GUGGCCACGCCCACUAUGGCAAAGAAUUACAAAAGGCGAAGAAGCCUGACUCAGGCUUAAGGUUUCCAGCCACAGAGGGAGUCAUUUCAUUGGCGCUUGAGUCAGAAAAGAAGCCAAGAUGGCCAAAGUUCCAGACCUUUUUGAAGACCUGAAGAACUGUUACAGUGAAAAUGAAGAAUACAGUUCCACCAUUGACCAUCUCUCUCUGAAUCAGAAAUCCUUCUAUGCUGGUAUAAGCUAUGGUGAACUUCAUGAAGACUACACGGAUCAUUCAAUGUCUCUGAGUACCUCUGAAACCUCUAAGACAUCCAAGCUUACCAUCAAGGAGACUGUGGUGAGGGUAGCAGCCAGCGGGAAGAUUCUGAAGAAAAGACGGUUGAGUUUAAAUCAACUCAUCACUGAUGAUGACCUGGAGGCCAUUGCCAAUGAUUCAGAAGAGGAAAUCAUCAAGCCCAAAUCAGCACAUUCCCACUUCCUGAGCAAUGUGAAAUACAGUCUUGUGAGGAUCAUCAAACGCCAGUUCAUCCUGAAUGAUGCCCUCAAUCAAAGUAUAAUUCGAGCCAGCUUGGAUCAGUACCUCACAGCUGCUGCAUUAAAUAAUAUGGAUGAUGCAGUGAAAUUUGACAUGAGUGCUUAUAAGCCAAGAGAGGAUACUCCUAACUUUCCUGUGACUCUAAGAAUCUCAAAAACUCGACUAUUUGUGAGUGCCCAAGAUGAAGGCCAACCGGUGUUGCUGAAGGAGAUGCCUGAGACACCCAAAAUCAUCACAGAUAGUGAGACCAACCUCCUCUUCUUCUGGGAAACUCAUGGCACUAAGAACUACUUCGCAUCAGUUGCCCAUCCACAGUUGCUUAUUGGCACAAAGCAAGAAGAUCUGGUGCAGUUGGCAAGGGGGUUACCCUUUAUCACUGACUUUCAGAUAAUUGAUAACCAGGCUUAGCUCUGGAGUUACUCACUUAUGAAGUGUUGACAGUUCGUAUGUACCAUGUACAUGAAGAAGUCAAAUCCUUUACUCUUAGUCAUAUGCUGAGCAAUGGUGCUGAGCCUUUGUAAUUCUGACUGAAUGUUUACACUCUUUGUAAGAGAAGUGCAAAGUCUGAUAGAACCAACAUU
Messenger RNA from Carlito syrichta (Philippine tarsier), 1113 nucleotides. It is a transcript of the gene IL1A, whose product is annotated as interleukin 1 alpha. Gene Ontology annotation, biological process: regulation of nitric-oxide synthase activity; cellular response to lipopolysaccharide; cytokine-mediated signaling pathway. NCBI's taxonomy places the organism in Eukaryota, Metazoa, Chordata, Mammalia, Primates, Tarsiidae. The transcript has 7 exons. The record is from RefSeq and is a predicted model, not a curated record. Gene Ontology annotation, molecular function: cytokine activity; interleukin-1 receptor binding. The coding region runs from base 119 to 940 and encodes 273 amino acids. Gene Ontology annotation, cellular component: extracellular region.